CAGGAUCUGCCUUUGCACAUUAGUAGGAAGCAGGGGCAGACUGACCAUUCGAGCACUCGGGCACUGCCUGAGGGCCCAGGGUCUGUAGGGGGCCCCAUGAAAUGCCCCUGGUACCAUUUUAUAGGCUUUUUUGGGUGUGAUUUGAGUGUGGGUCAAGGACACAGGGGCCCCAUGAUUCCCUAUUGCCCGGGGGCGCGGGGUCUGUAAGGGGGGCCCCAUGAGAGGCCCCUGGUACCUUUUUCAUAGGCUUUUUUGAGUUUGGGCAAGGACACAGGGGCCCCAU
Molecule: messenger RNA, 283 nt
Organism: Staurois parvus
Lineage: Eukaryota; Metazoa; Chordata; Amphibia; Anura; Ranidae
Source: the annotation of a GenBank genome assembly